CUAGGUUCCUGGAUUAGCUUGUGUCGCGCUUCCCAGGACCCAGAUUUGCGGUUUGACUAGGAUAGGAGAUGGACUGUGAUCGUGAGGAUGAUCUUAUUCCCCGAAUUCUCCUCAUCUGCACACCCUCGUUCCUGCUACGUACCAACCUCCCCCAUAUUUCUGUUUUUGUCCAUCACAUUCUCCUUUUACAUCGCUGGAUCCUUUCCUUUCCUCACAACACCCUCUUCCCUGUCGCUUGUUAUCCAUCACUCAACUCUCUGUCGCUUUCUCCACUCAAUUAAUGACCCGUCGACAGCCUCGGGUACUUGCAGUUCGAUUCCCUGCCGACGGAAAGAGCCAUUCCAUGCAGCAGACCUGCUUCUAGUCUGGACCUCGUACAGCUGCUGGGACCUUCUGUGAACAACGGUCAAUCCGAAGCAAUGCACCCAUCGCAUCACUAAAAAGGAGAUGUCUCAUGUGCUGGUCCAAUUUGAAACCUCGUCCUCUAUAUAAAGCUAUGGCGACGCAUCCCAAACGUCCUUUGUCUUUUAUCCAUCAUCAACAAUUACAUCCUUCUCCCCUUCAUUCUUCUCUUCCUUGACUCUCAGACAACUCUU
Messenger RNA from Aspergillus eucalypticola CBS 122712, 596 nucleotides. RefSeq lists its product as uncharacterized. Lineage: Eukaryota; Fungi; Ascomycota; Eurotiomycetes; Eurotiales; Aspergillaceae. The transcript is spliced from 2 exons. Bases 88 to 399 code for a protein of 103 amino acids. The record is from RefSeq and is a predicted model, not a curated record.